This is a messenger RNA of Talpa occidentalis (Iberian mole), 1497 nucleotides long. RefSeq names its product ectonucleoside triphosphate diphosphohydrolase 8 (gene ENTPD8). Lineage: Eukaryota; Metazoa; Chordata; Mammalia; Eulipotyphla; Talpidae. Bases 1 to 1497 code for a protein of 498 amino acids. The record is from RefSeq and is a predicted model, not a curated record. Gene Ontology annotation, molecular function: UDP phosphatase activity; GDP phosphatase activity. The transcript is spliced from 9 exons. Gene Ontology annotation, cellular component: plasma membrane. Gene Ontology annotation, biological process: nucleoside diphosphate catabolic process.
AUGGGCAUGGCCCGCAAGAAAGGGGUCCUCGCAGCCCUGCUGGGGGCUGCAGCCAUCGCAGGCCUCACCACCCUCAUCCUCCUGGUGCAGGCCACCAGGGUCCUCCUGCCUGCAGACACCAAGUUUGGGAUGGUGUUCGACGCGGGGUCCUCCCACACGUCCCUCUAUCUGUACCGCUGGCCGGCGGACAAGGAGAACGACACCGGUGUGGUCAGCCAGGCCCUGGUCUGUGAGGUGGAAGGCCCGGGCAUCGCCGCCUACGCGUCCCGGCCGGCGGAGGCGGGGGCGAAGCUGCAGCCGUGCCUGCGGGAGGCGCUGGCUCUGGUCCCCGAGGCCCAGCACCCGAAGACGCCCUUGUUCCUGGGCGCCACGGCCGGCAUGAGGCUGCUCGAGCAGAAGAACCGCUCGCAGGCGGACGGCAUCCUGGCGGCCGUCGCCCAGGCCCUGCGGGGGUCCCCCGCGGACUUCAGGGCCGCGGGGAUCCUGAGCGGGGCCCACGAGGGCGCCUUCGGCUGGAUCUCGACCAACUACGUCCUGGAGCAGCUCAUCAAGUACUCCUUCUCUGGCGAGUGGACCCAUUCCCCGGCGGAGAAGCUGGUGGGCGCCCUGGACCUGGGCGGCGCCUCCACCCAGAUCACCUUCGUGCCCGAAGGCCCCAUCCUGGACGCGAGCAGCCGGGCCUCCUUCCGCCUCUACGGCGCCAGCUACAGCGUCUACACUCGCAGCUACCUCUGCUUCGGCCGCGACCAGAUGCUGACCCGGCUCCUGGCGCAGCUGCUUCCGGCGAGCCGGGACCUGGUGGUGGAGCACCCCUGCUACCACCGCGGCUACCAGGCCGCGCAGCCCCUGCAGCCCCUGCUCGAGUCCCCCUGCGUGCCCGCAGACCUCGGCCUGGGCCCCGGCCCCGGCCACAACCUGACGGUCAAGGGCGUGGGGGACCCGCAGGCCUGUGCGGGCGCCAUUCGCCGGCUCUUCAACUUCUCCAGCUGCGAGAACCAGAAGGACUGCGCCUUCGACGGCGCGUACCAGCCCCCCGUGCGGGGCCCCUUCUAUGCCUUCUCCAGCUUCUACUACACCUUCAGCUUCCUGAACCUCACCUCCGGGCAGUCGCUGGACACGGCCAACACCACGGUCUGGACCUUCUGCCAGAAGACCUGGGAGCAGGUGAAGGCAGAGGCGCCGGGGCAGGAGCAGGACAAGUUCCUGCCCGGGUACUGCAGCACCGGCAUGUACAUCCUCACGCUGCUGCGCGACGGCUACGGCUUCAACCAGGACACCUGGUCUGGGAUCGAGUUCCGCAAGCAGGUCAGCGGCACCGACAUCGGCUGGACGCUCGGGUACAUGCUGAACCUCACCAACAUGAUCCCCGAGGAGGCGCCCGCCCAGCGGCGUGCACAGAGCUGCAGCGUCUGGACGGCCAGUGUCGUCUUUGCCGCGCUGACCCUCGUGGCUGUGCUCGGGGCCGCUGCUGUCCAGCUCUUCUGGCCCUGGGGGUGA